Messenger RNA from Neolamprologus brichardi, 1840 nucleotides. Lineage: Eukaryota; Metazoa; Chordata; Actinopteri; Cichliformes; Cichlidae. The record is from RefSeq and is a predicted model, not a curated record.
CAUGGCAACUUCAGUCCAGGUUUCAAGGAUGUCUCCAUUUAUGAACCUGAGCAGGACAUGUGGCUCAAUCUGGAGCCAGCGCCAAAGAUCCUGCGAGAUGUAAAAACAGUGAGCGUGGAGGAUCGCUAUGUGUACGUCAUGGCCAGGACCCCCGUAGAUAUAGACAGCGAUGAUGGGCUGAGCACGGUGACCACCUGCUACGAUACAGAAAGCCGCAAGUGGCAGGAAGUGGACUCGUUACCGCUUAUUGAUGCCUAUUGUAGUUUUCAAAUGGCUGUUGCAUCCAGCAACUUCUAUCACACAGCUUCCUGUUGCCCCAAGAACUACACGGUAACACAUGAGGCUGCCCAGCAGAAAAUAAGCAGAAACAUCUCAGAGGACAUCCUCGACAGCCUCCCGUCAGAGGUCCUCAGCCUGGAGGGCGCUGCCAUUUGCUACCUGGGUGAAGACAUCUUCAUCAUCGGCGGGUGGAGGAACAGCAACCACGUAGAAAAGCAGUACCGCAAGGAGGCCUACCGUUACUGCGCCAAGAGGAAGCGCUGGAUGCUGCUGCCGCCCCUGCCCCAGCCACGCUGCCGUGCGGCGGCCUGCCACGUUCGCAUCCCGUACCAGUACCUCUAUGGCUCCCAGCGUUACCCCGUCCCCCACAACCUGGCUCGCCAGCGAGACCGCAUGCAACAGAUGCAGCAGCUCCAUCGGCGCACCCUCAGCCUGCGGAGGCAAAUGCAGUCUCAGAUUGAAUGUUAAGAAUCAGAUAUUCUGCUUUAAGUCAUUAGCACUUCAUCUGCUGAUAAAUGCCCUGCUGUUAUCUCAAGACUUUGUUUCAGUUAUUUUAUUUUAUUUUAUUUUUACCUUAAUUGAGGUGAAAUGUUUGCGCCAUUUUUCCUGAAGCGAGUUUGCAGUGAAGGAAGCUAUGAGUCUAAUCAUUUUUGGCCUUACAUUUUUUUAGCUCAUGCCUUACUUUUUAUCGUGCCAGCAAAUAAGACUGCUGUUGGUUUUGUUUACGAAACAAAUCACAGCUCAGCUUUUUAAACCGCGGCCUUUGUUAGCAUCUUAGAUAAAGGAUGUCAAUGUUUCCUGUGUGUGCAAAACAAAAACAACAAAACUAUGUCAUGAGAAAACUUUGUGUCAGGAAGCAUACUUGGCAAAGUAAAUGAUGUCUAUUUAUUGUGAUGUAUGUUAGAAGGAAAUCAUGAAUUACAAAAACUAAUUAAAUAGCUAACUUAGAAAAGAAGUAUCAGCUGCUUUAACUGUUUGCUUUCCUUUCCGUUGUUGUCAUUGAGGGUUUUUUUGCACAGUAUGCAUUGGAAUAGUGAUGAUCGUAUACUCUGUGCCUAAACAGACAAUCACAAUUUCGUAGCAAGGACUGAAUGUUGACAAAAAGCACACGCUGUGGGACAGCUUGACUUUGGAUGUGUGUGUGUGAUUUAUUUUAAGCUGGUCAAAAGAACAAAAAUCUCUAUUUCAUAUAUACGAUUUCUGGAAAGAUGGACUAAAUACCACAAUGAUAAUCCAAGUAUCUGAUUUUGUGUUUAAAUACGACGCUUUCCCAUUUCACAUCGCAAGGACAACCGCUAACAGAUCCAGCCACUGACAGCAGUAUCUUUGUGAAAAUGUUUGGUUUGUGGGUUUUAAUGGACUUGUUUGGUGUUUGCUCUGCAUUUACGCUUCUGGCAGAAUCUGUUUAGUGUUUUUGUCUCGGUGAAUGAAAGCACAUAUGAACAUUGCACUGUGGAAAGAUUUUUAAAUGUGCUUAAUACACUAAACCAGCAAGACGAUGUGUUAUUUUUGUGAAUGGUUAUCAUUUUCCCACUGUGCCAAUAAAAAUAAGACCUGUUCC